Lutra lutra (Eurasian river otter) is the source of this 2171-nucleotide messenger RNA. It is a transcript of the gene BACE2, whose product is annotated as beta-secretase 2. Bases 398 to 1933 code for a protein of 511 amino acids. Gene Ontology annotation, cellular component: trans-Golgi network; membrane; endosome. The record is from RefSeq and is a predicted model, not a curated record. Gene Ontology annotation, biological process: membrane protein ectodomain proteolysis; amyloid-beta metabolic process. Gene Ontology annotation, molecular function: aspartic-type endopeptidase activity. The transcript has 9 exons. Lineage: Eukaryota; Metazoa; Chordata; Mammalia; Carnivora; Mustelidae.
UCAGGACUCGAGUUUCCCGGGAAGAGGCGCGGCCCGACACGAGCGAGAGCGGGUAGAGCGCGCCGGGUGCGUUCCGGCGGACCCAGCGCUCGGCUGUGACCUUGGCCGCGGGGGAGGGGCCCGGCCCCUGCGGGGCAGCCGCCGCCCGCCAGAGGGGGCAGCGGCGACCAACUUGCUCAAGUUGGCGGCGCGGGCUGGGGCGGCUCCGGCUCCGGCGCCUCCUCCCGCUUCCCCGGUCCUCCUCCCGCGGCGCUCCUCCCAGCGGCCGCCGCCCGCCCGGUGCGCGCCCAGCCCUGCCCGCAUCCCCGCGCCGAGCCGCCGCGCCGCCGCCACCGCCGCCACCAGCGCCGGACGGGACGGGCCGGGCCGGGCGCGCCCCCCGGGCCCCGCAGCGGGCAUGGGCGCGCAGGCCCGGGCGCUGCUGCUGCCGCUGCUGGCCCAGUGGCUCCUGCGCGCAGCCCCGGCGCCGGCCCCCGCACCCCUCACGCUGCCCCUCCGCGUGGCCGCGCCCACCCCCGGGUCCGGGACCCCCGCCGCGCCCCGCGCUGCGCCCCAAGCCGACGGCCUGGCGCUCGCCCUGGAGCCCGCCGGCGGCGCAGCCAACUUCUUGGCCAUGGUGGACAACCUGCAGGGGGACUCCGGCCGUGGCUACUACCUGGAGAUGCUGAUCGGAACCCCCCCGCAGAAGCUGCAGAUUCUCGUUGACACUGGAAGCAGCAACUUCGCCGUGGCAGGUGCCCCGCACUCUUACAUAGACUCGUACUUUGAUGCGGAGAGGUCGAGCACUUACCGCUCCAAGGGCUUCGAUGUCACGGUGAAGUACACGCAGGGAAGCUGGACGGGCUUCGUAGGGGAGGACGUCGUCACCAUCCCGAAAGGCUUCAACAGCUCAUUCCUCGUCAACAUCGCCACUAUCUUUGAGUCUGAGAAUUUCUUUCUGCCUGGGAUCAAGUGGAACGGGAUCCUGGGACUCGCCUAUGCUGCUCUGGCCAAGCCGUCAAGUUCCCUGGAGACGUUCUUCGACUCCCUGGUGGCCCAAGCAAGGAUCCCCAACGUCUUCUCCAUGCAGAUGUGUGGGGCGGGGCUGCCCGUGGCUGGAUCUGGUACCAACGGAGGUAGUCUUGUCCUGGGUGGAAUUGAGCCAAGCUUGUACAAAGGAGACAUCUGGUAUACCCCUAUUAAGGAGGAGUGGUACUACCAGAUAGAAAUUCUCAAGCUGGAAAUCGGAGGCCAGAGCCUGAAUCUGGAUUGCAGAGAGUAUAACGCAGACAAGGCCAUCGUGGACAGCGGCACCACACUCCUGCGCCUACCCCAGAAGGUGUUCAACGCGGUGGUUGAGGCGGUGGCCCGCACGUCUCUGAUUCCAGAAUUCUCUGAUGGUUUCUGGACCGGGUCCCAGCUGGCUUGUUGGACCAAUUCGGAGACACCUUGGUCUUACUUCCCAAAAAUCUCCAUCUACCUGAGAGACGAGAACUCCAGCCAGUCGUUCCGUGUAACCAUCCUGCCUCAGCUCUACAUCCAGCCCAUGAUGGGGGCCGGCCUGAAUUAUGAAUGCUACCGAUUCGGCAUUUCACCUUCCACAAAUGCGCUGGUGAUUGGUGCGACCGUGAUGGAGGGCUUCUACGUGAUCUUCGACAGAGCUCGGAAGAGGGUGGGCUUUGCAGCCAGCCCCUGUGCAGAAAUUGCAGGUUCUCCAGUGUCUGAAAUCUCUGGGCCUUUCUCAACAGACGACAUAGCCAGCAACUGCGUCCCCGCCCUGCCUCUGAAUGAGCCCAUCCUGUGGAUUGUGUCCUACGCGCUCAUGAGCGUGUGUGGAAUCAUCCUUCUCACCCUCAUCGUCCUGCUGCUCCUUCCCUUUCGGUGUCGGCACCUGCCCCGCGACCCCGAGGUGGUCAAUGACGAGUCCUCGCUCGUCCGGCAUCGCUGGAAAUGAAGAGCGAGCGGAACCCGAGCUCGAGCGACCUUGAACUCUCAGCGAAGAGAAUUCCGUUACCCGUGGAGCAGGCGAGGUCAUGAGGCAGGGUGUCUUCCUGGUCCACUAGUCUCAAAUCUGUUCUGCUCCCAGAUGCCUUCCAGAUUCACUGUAUUCUGAUUCUUGAUCUUAAAGCUUCCUUCUUCUCCCUCACUUCCAAGAAAAAUUAUAAUAAAAACCACCUCAUUCUAAACCAAAA